AUGUAUGUGAAAUGGUUUGAUACAGUAAUGUUUUACUGUGUGAUUUUAGUGUAUUUCGUGAAUGUCACUUUUUGUCAUUUUCAAAUUUCCCGCCGUUCCGUCCCCCGUACGUCCCGACGCUCGCAGGGGACGGAACCCAGACGACAGAUGCCGGCAUCCGCCGGAGGACAUUACAGGGGACACUGCAGGAGGGACAUCGCGGGAGCGCAGGACAAGGUAAGACAAGAACAGAUCCCUGAGCAUGGUAAGCCCGAGUGUAGCUCGAGGUUACUGCUUGUGCUACACUCGGGAAUACCGCCAGGGGGGGUA
Molecule: messenger RNA, 309 nt
Organism: Staurois parvus
Lineage: Eukaryota; Metazoa; Chordata; Amphibia; Anura; Ranidae
Source: the annotation of a GenBank genome assembly